Sclerotinia borealis F-4128 is the source of this 1617-nucleotide messenger RNA. The record is from the annotation of a GenBank genome assembly. NCBI's taxonomy places the organism in Eukaryota, Fungi, Ascomycota, Leotiomycetes, Helotiales, Sclerotiniaceae.
AUGACUACAAUACUCCCAUAUCCUACUCCUGCUGCUACACCACCACACGAUUCUCCAUUCCAACCCACAGUCCUCGUUUCUUCUAGAGCAGUUAUCUUUGACGAGAAAGAUAAUCUCAUCAUCUCACCUGCAACUAUCACAAUCUCGCCCUUGACCGGCAAGAUCAUAUCAAUUCUACCUACCGUUCUCCCACCCUCAAGUUUUCCACCAAACACAAUCUAUGUCGACCACACUCCACAUUUGAUUCUUCCGGGCUUAGUCGACGCACACGUACAUCUGAACGAGCCGGGUCGGACAGAAUGGGAAGGUUUCAAUACUGGUACGAAAGCUGCUGCAUCAGGUGGUGUCACAACAGUCAUUGAUAUGCCUUUGAAUGCUAUUCCACCAACUACAACAUUGAAUGGACUACAAGAAAAGAUCAAGGCUGCUCAAGGACAAUGCUGGGUCGAUGUUGGAUUUUAUGGCGGAAUCAUACCUGGCAACGCCAAUGAAUUGCUUCCGCUUGUUGAGGCAGGAGUCAGGGGGUUCAAGGGCUUCCUUAUAGAGAGUGGUGUCGACGAAUUUCCAGCCGUUUCUUCAUCCGAUGUAGCCCUCGUACUCAAGACGCUCAAAGACACUUCCACAACUCUCAUGUUUCACGCGGAAAUGAUUCCACCAAUAACAGCCUCCGUCGGUGAUAAAGUCCAAGUAUCCCUUCCACCACUCGAACCAUCCGGUCCGUUAACAACAUACGACACAUUCCUAUCUUCCCGUCCUCCAUCCUUCGAGACCUACGCCAUUGAUCAAAUUCUCUCCCUUGCCCCCCUCGCUCCCUCUCUCCACCUCCACAUCGUCCACCUCUCCGCCAUCGAAGCCAUCCCCCUUCUCCGCGCGGCCCGCUCCUCCGGCAUAAACAUCACCGCCGAAACCUGUUUCCACUACCUCGCACUCGCAUCCGAAGAUGUUUCCGAAGGCGACACCCGCCACAAAUGCUGUCCACCCAUCCGCUCCUCCGCCAACCGCGAAGGUCUCUGGGCCGAAUUAUCUCACCCAGAAUCCGUCAUCAAAACCAUCGUUAGCGAUCACAGCCCCUGUACCCCAGAACUCAAACUCCUCCCCGAACAUUUAUCCCACGGUUGUGGAGCCAUGCGCGACGAUGCUAAAGGCGUAAACGGCAACUUAUUGAUAGAAGAAGAAGCCAAGGAAAAAGGUGAUUUCUUCGCCUCCUGGGGCGGUAUCUCGUCAGUUGGUCUCGGUCUCCCUAUCCUCUGGACAGCAGCUACAUCCCCUUCCCGCGCCUCCUCUCCAAACCCAAUUGGUAUUCUCGACAUCGUCAAACUAUGCGCUAUGAAUACGGCUCAACAAGUAGGACUUCAACAUCGCAAGGGAGCACUAAGACCGGGUAUGGACGCGGAUCUUUGUAUCUUUGAAGAUGAGCAUGAGUGGGUUGUAGGCAGGGAGGAACUGCUUUUUAGAAAUAAAAUUAGUCCGUAUACGGGGAAGAUGAUGAAGGGGAGGGUGGGGGAGACGUGGGUUAGAGGGUGUAAGGUUUAUGAAAGGGGGGUGGGGGAGAUGAAUGGAAUGGUGGUGAGGAAGGAGGGGCCGGUGGGGAGAUUACUUUUGGAAAGGAGGGUUUAG